AUGCGGUCUACCAAGUCCUUUGCACGUGAGGCUGAAUGGUUUGUUAACCACGACAAAAUUAUGAGAUACCCCAUCCGGAUCCCAAAGAACCCCUGGAAGGCACAAGAAUCCCUCCGUUCCCAGAAUGGCAUCAGGGUGCUUAACAUCAGUUUAUCGAGGUCUCCCGAGGGUCUCCGAGAGGAAAACUUGUCUAAAGUCUCUGAUAUGAUGGAGAUCCAUAAUAAUAUUUGGGCUUACAUCCUCCGGUUUGGGGUUGUGGUUUCUCUCGGCGAAUCUAAUUUAUCAGACAGUAAUGAGGAAAGCUCUGGGACAAAGUCUCUCAUAUUAGCAUCACUAUCAGCGUUUGCGAAGCAGCUCCUGGUUAUCAAUGCCACCGAGGAAGCGCUCCAAUGUUGCUGUGACGAGAUUAGCUCUAUUCCCACGGCAUUGGGAGCCACGAUCGAGAGAUUCAUCUUGACGACGCUGUGUUUAUGCCCUGGCACAAUCCGUGGGAGGAAGUCGGAGGUAGGCGAGAAGGAGUUUCCGGUUAUUCCAGGUCUGAAAAUAUUCCCUGGAUUGAAGUUGGAAUGGGAAGAAGGCAGGGAGUCCCGAUGCUGGGCGAAAGAGAUAGAGGAUGACGGAGAUAAUGGAAGUCAUUCUGCCUUCGAUGAGAAGCCAUUUCCUGCCUUGGGUAUCAGCUACCAGAAGCGCGCUUCCGAAGAAGACAGCAAUCCGAAAUCCAAGUCCCCCUUGCAUGUAGAGGAGAUUGAGACCGAGCACCAUUCCGGCGACGAAUUCGGCUUCAAGUACCCCGAGUCAAAUUCUUCGUGGCGGACUGGAGUGCACACGCCCUCCAACUGGUCGUCACUGCGAAUCAAUCGUCAGUUGCAGUUCUCUACAUCUGUUUCAUCGAAUAAUUACGCUUCGCUAGCGUACCUUUCCUCCUACAAUUCUUCGUCAUCAUACCCAACGGCAAAUGGCAAAUUCAGAAACAUUAGGCAUUCCAUCUGCUUUUGCAUUGCCCAAAUUACUAUGUCCGCCGAUUUGAAUAAUUACAUCAGCAUGAGGAACGGCGAGAGGGAUAAGUCGAAUUUGCGGACUAUCAAAAUGGAGAGAAAUGACGGUCGGAGGGAUACCAUCAGAUCUCUCCGCGGCAUAGUCGAUGUACUCCGUCGCAAAGCCGACUUCUUAACCUUUCUCGGACUCGAACGUCAUAGCUAUAAAGCAGACCAGAAAGCCUUUUCACAAUUGGCUGUCAGGCGGAGACUCGACGUCCCAGAUGCAGUUCCUGAAACUUGCGACGAACAACACAUCCUCCCAUUUAAAAUUCUUCUUUUCCUAAGGAAGCUGACCCAUCGAUCUGGAGCCUAUUCCAUGACUCGCGAGCUAGGUUGGAAAUGCGAACCGGACUAUCGUGAGAUGGUAAAGUUAAAACUGCAGCAAAGUGGGGGAAGUGGCACCACCCACGAUCGGCUAGGGUUAGCUCCGGUUGAGAUGGGCAUUUGUCCCGGCACCAUGGGUUCUUUGAGCGGAGCACCAAGAGAAUGGUUAGUGGAAUGGGGAAGGAUCUCGGAACUUGCACGGCAAACUUACCAUAAAUUUUAUCUAGCGUCUUCGGCGCAGUUGUUGGAAGACAACACCGAAAACGCCAGUCGCAUGCAAUGGUCUAUGUAG
Molecule: messenger RNA, 1653 nt
Organism: Lindgomyces ingoldianus
Lineage: Eukaryota; Fungi; Ascomycota; Dothideomycetes; Pleosporales; Lindgomycetaceae
Exons: 14
Coding region: 1-1653 (550 amino acids)
Source: RefSeq, a predicted model, not a curated record